Molecule: messenger RNA, 8565 nt
Organism: Dunckerocampus dactyliophorus (ringed pipefish)
Lineage: Eukaryota; Metazoa; Chordata; Actinopteri; Syngnathiformes; Syngnathidae
Gene: dock3
Product: dedicator of cytokinesis 3
Exons: 54
Coding region: 496-6756 (2086 amino acids)
Biological process (GO): small GTPase-mediated signal transduction
Cellular component (GO): cytoplasm; plasma membrane
Molecular function (GO): small GTPase binding; guanyl-nucleotide exchange factor activity
Source: RefSeq, a predicted model, not a curated record
UCAGUGUUGACAAAAGUCGUCAUGUGACCAACAGGAAGAUGGCGCAUCGUACGCUACAAUGCAGCUUCCUCUCUAUUUGCGGCACGUCGGACGUAUAUGUUGCCACCUAGCCACUAAUUGGCGUCUCAUUCUCGCACCUUCGUGGAUCAACUGUUGACGAACUGAUUUUUUUAAUGAGAAGAUUUUGAAAUAUACCUGUGCUAUACUCGAAAUCCAGCUGCAAUAACACAUUUCAGGAGACCGGGAGGCGCGUGCGUGCGCGUGUGUGCACUAGGUGGACACGGAGACCGGAGACACGCCGGGACAUCAUAAUAAAAAGCAGAGACAUUUGAUGCUCCUUCAUCCCCCGCCACCAUCAUCACUGCGCACACCGACGUCAGGAUUCCAGUGGAGACAUGUAGAAUGAACACCAUCACCGUCCUCUUCUUCUUCCUCUCUGUUUUUCAGCAACCAUCAUCUCCUGCUGUCGACAUAAUGUGGCAAAAAUAACCAAAUAUGUGGAUCCCUACAGAAGAGGAGAAAAUCGGAGUUGUUAUCUGUAACUUCCGAUCACCGAUAUGUCAGGCCCUAGUCCUGGAGAUUGGGGAGACAGUACAGAUCCUGGAGAAGAGCGAAGGUUGGUACAGAGGCUUUUCCACCAAGAAGCCUUUGAUCAAGGGUAUUUUCCCAGUCAGCUAUGUUCACUUGAAGAAAUCCACAGUGACCAACAGAGGGCUGUGUGAGACUGUGGUGCCCCUUGAGGACCCCAUUAUCACAGAGACCACUUCAACACUGCAGGAGUGGGGUGUCUUGUGGAAGCAGCUCUACGUGAAACACAAGGUUGACCUAUUUCAUAAGCUACGCCAUGUGAUGAAUGAGCUCAUCGACCUGCGUCGGCAGCUGAUCCAGGGUCACCUCGCCCAAGAGCAGACCCGUGAGAUCAAGCGACACAUCACUGUACGCCUCGACUGGGGCAAUGAGCACCUUGGCAUCGACCUGGUCCCCAGAAAGGAGUUUGAAAUGGUGGACCCAGACCAGAUCAGCGUAUCAGAGCUUUACAAACUGCAUGUAUCCAGCAGACACUGUGGUCAGCAAAACACAAACCAGGCUGACAGCGUGAAACAGCGCCAUGGUGACAGUUGCCGUGUCCCAGUGUCACACCACCUCUUCAUCAAUCUGAAGAGCUUCACUUACAACAGCAUCAGUGAGGACGCAGACGUCUUCUUCUCCCUCUAUGACACUCGAGAGGCCAAACAGAUCAGUGAAAAGUUCAUGGUGAAACUCAACAAAAAUGGCGGACCAAAGAAUCCAGAGAAGGUUGAUCGUCUUUGUGCACUCUUCACGGACCUAAGCAGUAAAGACUUGAAGAGAGACCUCUACAUUGUUGCACAUGUCAUGAGAACUGGUCGCAUGCUGCUGAAUGACUCCAAAAAAGGCCCACCGCACGUGCAGUACCGGCGGCCGUACGGCUGCGCAGUUCUGGCCAUGAGUGACGUUUUCCACACCAUCACAGACCUCAAAGAGGAGAAGGACUUUGUGCUAAAAGUGUAUACAUGUAACAAUGAGAACGAAUGGUACCAGGUUCAUGAAAACAUAAUUCGCAAGUCCAACACCAAAUAUUCUGCUCCCAGCACCAAUUAUGGCCUCAUCAUUUCCCUGCAGCUGUUGAGGGGCGAGCUGGAGCAGAUCAGACGGGAGAACCAGGCUGUGUUCAACCGAGCCCUGGCACUCACACGCAAACUAGGUUUUCCAGAUGUCAUCAUGCCAGGUGACACUCGCAAUGACUUGUACUUGACACUGGAACGAGGCGAGUUCGAGAGGGGUGGCAAGAGCGUCCAGAAGAACAUUGAAGUGACGCUCUAUGUCCUCUACGCCGACGGGGACACUCUCAAAGACUGCAUUAGUUUGGGCAGCGGAGAGCCAAACAUGACUGAAUAUCGCUCCUUCGUCCUUUACCACAACAACAGCCCUCGCUGGAGUGAGAUGGUCAAACUUCCCAUUCCAAUAGAUCGUUUCCGAGGUUCCCACCUGCGCUUUGAGUUCAGACAUUGUUCCACUAAAGACAAAGGGGAGAAAAAACUUUUUGGCUUUGCUUUCACUCCUCUAAUGAGAGAGGAUGGGACCACACUGUCGGACGAGAGCCAUGAGUUAUAUGUGUACAAGUGUGAUGAGAAUGCCACCUUCAGUAACCAGGGCCUGUACCUCAGCCUGCCCUGCUGCAAGGAGGACUUCAACAGUUGUCCCAAUAUACCAGCUAACCUGCCUUUCCAGCGAAGCUCUAAAGAAACCUUCUGGGUUUCCACCAUACUCUGCUCCACCAAACUCACACAAAAUGUGGACCUGUUGGCCCUUCUGAACUGGAAGACCCAUCCGGACAGGGUUCUGGACAUACUCGGUCGACUGCGUCAGAUCAGCGGAGAGGAGAUUGUCAAGUUCCUGCGAGAUGUCCUUGACGCACUCUUCUGUCUCUUAGAUGACAACACUGACAAAUAUGGGCCGCUGGUUUUCCAGUCUUUGGUAUUUAUUAUUAACUUGCUCAGGGACAGCCGAUUCUACCACUUCCGUCCUGUAAUGGACUCUUACAUCCAAAACCACUUUGCUGGAGCAUUGGCAUACAAGGAGCUUAUUCGAUGCCUCAAGUGGUACAUGGACCGCUCGGCUGAGGUCGUCCGUCAAGACCACAUCCAGGAAGCCAUGCGGGCUCUGGAAUACCUGUUCAAGUUCAUUGUCCAGUCCCGUAUACUGUACUCACGGGCUACCUGUGGGAUGGAAGAGGAACAAUUCCGUGCGAGCAUCCAAGAGCUCUUUCAGUCCAUCCGCUUUGUGCUAAGCCUGGACAGUCGCAGCUCAGAGAACCUGGUGUUCACACAGGCGGCACUGUUGAACAGCUUCCCCGAUAUCUUUGACGAGCUACUGCAGAUGUUCACAGUUCAAGAGGUGGCCGAAUAUGUCCGCGGCACCCUUGGAAGCAUGCCCAGCACUGUUGACAUUGGCCAGUCGAUGGAUGUUGUCAAACUGCAGUCGAUUGCGCGGACUGUUGAAAGCCGCCUUUUCUUUUUCCCUGAGUCUCGAAGUAUUUUGCUUCCUGUUGUCCUGCAUCACAUUCACCUGCACUUACGCCAGCAGAGGGAGCUGCUCAUCUGUUCUGGGAUCCUUGGCAGCAUCUUUUCAAUCAUCAAGACCAGUUCUAUGGAGUCAUCUGUUCAGGAGGAGGUGGAGAUGAUGGUGGAGAGCCUUUUGGAUGUGUUGCUGCAGACCUUGCUUUCUAUUAUGAGCAAGUCCCACUCUGUGGAAACAUCCAGAGGACAACGCUGCCCUCAGUGCACUGCAGAGAUAACGGGAGAGUAUGUGUCCUGUCUCCUGUCUCUACUCCGACAGAUGACGGAGAUCCACUUUCACCAUCUACUCAACAACUUCCAUAGCAAGGAGGAGUUGAAAGAAUUCCUGCUGAAGAUCUUCUGUGUAUUCCGAAACCUGAUGAAACUGACCAUUUUCCCCCGAGAUUGGAGUGUCAUGAGACUUCUAACCAGUCACAUCAUCGUUGUGACAACGCAGCUUCUUGCUCCGGCACUGCACAAGAACUUUUCCGAGGCGGAUUUUGAUUUCAAGGUAUGGAACUCCUUCUUCAGCCUAACCGUGCUGUACAUCAACCAGCCCAGUCUGCAGCUGGAGGCGCUCGGUCCUGCCAAGAGAAAGAAAGUUCUUGACAAGUACGGAGAUAUGAGAGUCCUGAUGGCGUAUGAGCUGUUUAGCAUGUGGCAAAAAUUAGGUGACAACAAGCCCCACUUCAUCCCAGGAAUGAUAGGUCCCUUUCUGGGAGUCACCCUGGUCCCUCAGACUGAAGUUCGAAACAUAAUGAUUCCAAUUUUCCAUGAUAUGAUGGACUGGGAGCAGAGGAAAAACGGAAACUUCAAACAGGUGGAAGCGGAGCUGAUGGAUAAGCUGGACAGCAUGGUGUCGGAUGGGAAAGGCGAUGAUAAUCACAGGGAGCUCUUCAGCCUUUUGACACAGUUGUUUGGCCCUUACCCAAGCCUGCUGGAGAAGAUAGAGCAGGAAACCUGGAGAGAAACGGGCAUCUCAUUUGUAACAUCAGUCACAAGACUUGUUGAACGGUUGCUGGACUACAGGGAUUGCAUGAAAGGAGAUGAAGUAGAGAACAAGAAGAUGGGCGGCUCUGUCAACCUUAUGAACUUCUAUAAAUCGGAGGUAAACAAGGAGGACAUGUACAUCCGCUACAUCCAUAAGCUGUGCGACCUGCAUCUACAAGCUGAAGACUUCACAGAGGCAGCAUUCACCCUGUUACUGUACUGGGAGCUUCUCCAGUGGGAGGACCGGCCUCUAAGGGAUUUUCUCCACUAUCCCUGCCAGAGCGAGUGGCAACGCAAGGAGAACCUGAGUCGCAAAAUCCUCCACUACUUCAACAAGGGCAAGUGUUGGGAAUACGGCAUCUCCCUCUGCCGGGAGCUAGCUUUCCAGUAUGAGACGUUGUAUGAUUACCAGAGCCUCAGCUGGAUACGGAAAAUGGAGGCGGCGUACUAUGACAACAUUAUUGAGCAGCAGAGGAUCGAACCUGAGUUUUUCCGAAUGGGCUUCUAUGGCAGGAAGUUUCCCUUCUUCCUCAGGAACAAAGAGUUUGUGUGCCGUGGCUAUGACUACGAACGACUCGAGGACUUCCAGCAAAGGAUGCUGGGAGAAUUUCCGCAAGCUAUUGCCAUGCAGCAUCCAAACCAACCCGAUGACACCAUCCUGCAGAGUGAUGCUCAGUACUUGCAGAUCUAUGCGGUGACUCCAGUGUCAGACAUCUCAGAUGUGCCUCAACUGGAGCGUGUGCCCGAGAGGAUCAAGAGCUUCUACCGCAUAAACAAUGUCAGCCGCUUCCACUAUGACAGGCCUUUCCACAAGGGCCCCAAGGACCGCGAGAAUGAGUUCAGGAGCCUGUGGAUUGAGAGAACCACCCUGAUCCUCUCCCGCCCCCUCCCAGGAAUCUCCCGCUGGGCUGAGGUGGAAAGGAGAGAAGUGGUGGAGGUGAGCCCUCUUGAAAAUGCCAUUUAUGUGGUGGAGAACAAAACCCAGGAGUUGCGGACUUUGAUUAGCCAGUACCAACAUAGACAGCACCACGGCAACAUCAACCCGCUCAGCAUGUGCCUCAAUGGGGUCAUAGACGCUGCAGUGAACGGAGGCAUCGCCAGAUACCAAGAGGCGUUUUUCGAUAAGGACUACAUCAGCAGUCACCCGGAGGACACAGAGAGGAUCACGCACCUCAAGGAUCUGAUGCAGGAGCAGGUGCACAUUCUUGGAGUGGGUCUAGCUGUUCAUGAGAAGCUGGUCCACCCGGAGAUGCGACCCCUCCACAAAAAGCUGGUGGACCAGUUCCACAUGAUGAGGACAGGCUUACACCACUAUAUCUUUGGGGCUCAGCAGGGUAUGCCCGGCACAGAGCGAUUUGGCCCUGCUGGCUGCUCUUCGGUCAACUCUCCCAGAGGAAUCCUUUCCUCUCACAGCCACAUGAGUCCUGAGAGUUUGCGGCUCAUACACCGUCACAGCCCUCUGAACCUGCAGGGUUCAAUUCGUCACUCGUCCUCCUCAUUGUCCUCCCACACGUCGAGCGAGGCGGGAAACCUUGCCAUAAUGACUGACGGAAUAAUGGGGGAGCACCCCGAGGAGGCCAUACACAUGCAGCCGAGCCCCUCUUCCUCCAGCCUGAGCUCUAUACGUUCCAACUCCUCCCAAGUUAUUAACUCAGCUCCGUCGAGUGCCAGAGGUUCUCCAUCAUUGCCCGACAAGGCCAAACACAACAGGGAAGUGAUGAUACUUCUGCCGACUCACCGUGAGAGGGCCAACAACUCCAUAUACUACAGCAUGGCUGAAAAUGGACAGAACAACCACAUGCAGCGUGCCUUACUGCAGCAAGUCAGCCCCUGCAAGCCGUGUGCCGAUCCUCACAUGUCUCUGCCAGAGAAAGUGUUUCCCAACGCUCCCAGCAGCUGGAGCUUGGAUGGAGAAAACAGGGAACAGGUGUCCUACAUGCCAACUUCUGCUGGAGGGGUAAUUAUGCCCCCUGUCCCUCCCAGAUCCUUCCCACCAGGGCACUUCCUGAUGCACUGUGAUGCGUUUAACCACCAGAACAGCGACCCACCACCUGCCCUGCCUGUCCGCUCACUUCGAAAGUCUCCCCUCCACCCGAUUCCUGGCUCCCCAACCAGUCCUCAGUCAGCUCUGGGGGGUAGUAACUCCACCCUGUCAGGCAGUGCCAGCAGCGGUGUUUCCUCCCUGAGCGAGAGUAACUUCGGUGGCCAGUAUCCGGAUCCCGGCCCCAUCAGGAAUGACGCCUUGGAGCCUCUUCCCAGCCACCUGUGGUCACCCCCGGAGGAGUACCUGUCCUCUCCCUACCUGCACAUUCACUACGGCACACCAGAAAUUGACUCCGUCGACACAGUCCGCCCCUUCCAUUACCGCAGCCCCGCCUCGCACCCACACUCACACCCGCAUCCUCACACUCACGCUCACCCCGGGCUGGAGAGCCACUCCCAUGGGCCAGCGCCACACCACUACCCAGCCGCCCACGGGCCUCAUCACAUUCCCUUUCGCAGGCCUCAGCCCCCGGCCGUGCCGCCUAAACCCUACCUGAGGGAGGGCUGCAUCCCGGAAGAGGAUCUACAGCCUCAGCCCAUCCCGCUGCCCCGCAGGAUCUUCCACUCCCCCCAUGGCCAUCGGGAUGAGCAGGCCAAGCAUGCCUGGGAGCAGUGCAUCAGCGAGGAGCACGAGGAGGCGCAGUGAUCACAAAUCUCUAGAUUCUUUUUCCCGUUAUCUGCACUGAGUUGAACUAGCAGAAGGAGUCUGGCGACGAGCUUCCUCUCUGUUUUUGAAUUCAGUGCACAUGAGGGCGAGAAAAGGCAUUGCUCCCUGUGGCCUCUCACAUGUCAUUUAAAAAAGAAUAUUUGCUGUUGACGAAGAGGACAGAAAAAAGAUACUGAUUGUACACGGCUGUACAACUUGUCUGUGAGCAUGUUUUCCAUUUGAGAAUAAUACGACAAAGGUGUUGUGAAGUACAGCCACCACGAUCACUCCUGUGAAGGAUAAACUUAGCACGCAGCGUCGGGGGGGGUCGUUAUUCUCUGCUUGAAACGCUUCACAUACAGGAAUUCUGAUUUUGAUAAAUUUGCUACAUGGUAGUGUUUUCGAAGGCUUCUCGUCAUUUUGUUUUUUCCAAACACUGUUAAGUGCUCCUUAAUAGUGACUCACGUCAAACGCCGCACGCCCUUGUACGUGUUGCGGCCGGACACUCAGCAGGUCGUGAAGGUUGGAACUGCAUCUCAAGGGACUAACUGUUCUCCAUCCAUACCGUGUGUAUGGAAACCUACGUGAAUGUAUUCAGAAGAUCUAUUUGUACAGCAAACCUCAAUUUACAGACCUGUUUUUGUUGUUCAAGUGCUUUAAUUUGAGUCUUAUCUGAGGACCUAAAGAAGAUAAGUGGAGAGGAAAGGCAGGCUGACAGGCUGUCUGGAAUGAAUCACUCCCAAAGCUGUCAUGUGACAUGUUCGUCAUGAAUGAAGAAUGGAGUGACUCUCCACUUUACACCUCAGCUACUCUCGCUCUCUUUCUUUCUCCGUCCGUUUGUCAGACCAUUUAAGCAGUGAGGGCUAAACCUGGACGCUGACACAUCCAAGCCCCCGACUCACUGAGUGAGUGUUGGAAUCGCCUACUUGCCUUAAGUGCAAUCUCAUACAGUUUGACCUCUCAUCCGGACUCUAAGCACUCCUUUUCGUUCACUCCGUGAAGGAAAAAUAUACUGGCUUUGUGAUGUUUUUUUUUUUUUGUAGCGUUGAUAUUUUUUCUCCUACUUGCGGCUCCUCUCUUCUCAUUCUCGGCCUGUUUGUGUGAAAACGAAUCAUAUGUUUCAGACUGAAGGCCCAACAGACAGUUGUUUAUUGCAAUGUUAUAAUAUUACACUUUUUAUUUCCUCGGUGUUAUAUUGGACAGGUGGAGGCUUCGUGUUACUGUACAUCACAUUUCCAGCUGACUAGACAACAUCUAUUUUUGUAUGUGAGAUCAUGCGUGGUGUGAGCUUAUCACAAAGGGCCCUCGUACUGCACGUGUUGCUGUACUUUGUAUGGAAAUUAGCCUGAGGUUAGAUUAAAAACACCAUGUGAGUAUCCACUCUGGAUGUGACGGCACUGAGGAAUGAGGUGGUACUCACAACGAUUUGAAUUUUUCAAUGUAAAUUCUGUUACUGUACAUACAGCUGUAUUGUGAGAUAUUUUUGAGAAUUAUUGCAGACACCCCGGAAAGAUUUAUUGUUGUUUUAGUGUAUAUACAGUACAUGUACUCCAGAGAUCAAUGUAAUUGAUAAAUAUCUAUAAUCAGUGUUUGAAAAAGGAAGAAUUCAUUAGACCGUGGCUGUCUCCAGCGUUCUUAACCAUGAGUCUCAUAUAAAUACUUUAUACACUUUUCAAUGUGCUUUCCUGUACAUAUGGUGUUAGCAUGAUCGGACAGUGUUUGGUUGUAAAAGUGGUUUUCCUACUCCCAUAAAUGCUGUGGUAUGGAAUUCAUUAACAAUACCAAACAAUAAAGACAAUCUUUUAUCAG